AUGAAGUGGCUGAUCCUUGUGUUGGUUUAUCUGCACUUAUCAGAAGGACUGGAGAGAGUCAUUCUGAAGAAAGGAAAAUCCAUUCGGGAGAACAUGAAGGAAAAAGGUGUGCUAGAAGAAUAUCUGAAGAAGAACCAUGCUGAUCCUGCACUGAGAUACCACUUCAAUGAAUAUAAUGUUGCUUAUGAACCAAUAACCAAUUAUUUGAAUUCUUACUACUUCGGAGAGAUUAGUAUUGGGACACCACCACAGAACUUCCUAGUUGUAAUGGACUCUGGUUCUUCCAAUCUCUGGGUUCCAUCUGUAUAUUGUAAUACUGCAGCCUGUGGUAAUCACAACAGAUUCAACCCCAGUGCAUCUUCCACAUAUUCCAAUUCUGGACAGACUUAUACCCUGUACUAUGGGGCUGGUGAUUUGACUGUCCUGCUAGGCUAUGAUACUGUGCAGGUCCAGAAUAUUGUUGUCACCAAUCAGGAGUUUGGCCUGAGUGAGGAUGAACCUGCUACUCCCUUCUACUAUGCCAGUUUUGAUGGAAUUAUGGGGAUGGCUUAUCCAUCUCUGGCUGUAGGAGGGACAGCCACUGUCAUGCAGCAGAUGCUGAAUCAAGGACAGCUUUCUGAACCCAUCUUUAGCUUCUACUUUUCACGACAGCCAACUGUUCAAUAUGGAGGGGAACUGAUCUUGGGUGGGGUUGAUACUCAGCUAUUCUCUGGAGAAAUUUCCUGGGCACCUGUUACCCGUGAAGUUUACUGGCAAAUUGGCAUUGAAGAAUUUGCCAUUGGCGAUGAGGCUACUGGCUGGUGCAGUGAAGGCUGCCAGGCAAUUGUAGACACUGGCACCUGUCAACUUACCAUUCCACAGCAGUACUUUGAUACCUUCCUGCAAGCUGUGGGAGCUGAAGAGUAUGAUGGUGAGUUAUUAGUGAACUGCAAUGAUGUCCAGAACAUGCCCACCAUCACAUUUGUCAUUAAUGGAUCCCAGUUCCCACUGCCACCCUCUGCCUAUGUGACCAGUAAAGAUGGCUAUUGUACAGUUGUUGUGGAGCCUACUUAUUUGCCUUCCCAAAGUGGGGAGCCACUGUGGAUCCUGGGUGAUGUCUUCCUUAAGGAGUAUUAUUCUGUCUUUGACAUGGCCAACAACAGGGUGGGAUUUGCGCUAUCAGCUUAA
Molecule: messenger RNA, 1167 nt
Organism: Sceloporus undulatus (fence lizard)
Lineage: Eukaryota; Metazoa; Chordata; Lepidosauria; Squamata; Phrynosomatidae
Product: pepsin B-like
Exons: 9
Coding region: 1-1167 (388 amino acids)
Biological process (GO): proteolysis
Molecular function (GO): aspartic-type endopeptidase activity
Source: RefSeq, a predicted model, not a curated record